Messenger RNA from Trichoplax adhaerens, 906 nucleotides. RefSeq lists its product as hypothetical. The coding region runs from base 1 to 642 and encodes 213 amino acids. The transcript is spliced from 7 exons. NCBI's taxonomy places the organism in Eukaryota, Metazoa, Placozoa, Uniplacotomia, Trichoplacea, Trichoplacidae. The record is from RefSeq and is a predicted model, not a curated record.
AUGGCACUAGUUGUUAGCGGAGAAGAGAAAACGGAAGAGAAACAGGAGGAAAAAUCCGAUCAAAGCACGACAGAGGCAGCAGAUACACCAGAAGAUAUCGUUAAAAAAUUUAAAGAGCAAAUUGAGGAACUGAGGAAGGAUCAAUUUGAAAGAAUCAAAAUAAUUGCUAGCCUCCAACUAGAAGAUGAUCGGAAAACCUACGUUCAAUAUCUUUUCAAUACUAGCGUCAAGGGUUUUACAGAAUUGAAAAAGGCGGUGGAUGAAGCCGGCUAUACAUCAGAUAUGCCAUUGCCAAUGGAUAAAAAUUUGACUGGAGCUAUUGCGGUAAUUUUUGAAAAUACCCUGUUCAUUUCUGAAAUUGCCGCUCGAAUUUUUAAAGUUACACGAGACUUAAUUAGCGAGAAUCCAGAAUACUCUGAUUCUUUCAAGUGGGCUGUAGAAUUUUGUCAGAAGUCUAAAUCCCUACUUAGUGAAUCGGAUAAGAAUAUUUUAGAUGUGGCUGCGAAAGAGUUUAGCAUAGUACCACGCGAAGCAUCAUAUCAAAAUCCUUUCAUUGGCUGGCAGGAAGAGGUUUUUGAUAAUCAACCGAAAUAUCGCUAUAAGGACUUCAAAAAGGAGCAACAACGAAAGGAAGAACUUUAAUAUCAUGUUAAAAAAAAAUUAUAUUUAAUGUAUCGCUUAAUACGUACACAAUCUCUGAACUGGUAGCUCGAAUAUCAGUGCUGGAUUGGCAUCAUUAUUUUUUGUAAUUUAAACUAAUUGAAAUUGAGGUAGUGCUUCUUAUUACAAUUCUCAAAUCGAGUGUCCAGGUGGUUUAGCUAAUAUUAUAAAUUGUUUCACUAUACAUACCGUUUGCAUAUUUAUCGUAGGAAUUACAAGCCUGCAAUAAAGUUUACCUUACUUUUG